AGCUGCUGACGCAGAUCAUCUUAUCACGCAAAUUUCCCCUGUUGCAACCUAAACCUUUUUCAUUUGAGUUUGAUACCUGCUAGUUCCGAAGUUUUAUUGCAAAACCUGCUGGUGCACUUUUGGUGAUUUAUAGCAUUCUUGUUAUGUCGUAGUUGUCGAUAAAGAAUAGUAGAGGUUAGAAGUUCUUUAGCUACAUCAGACGUAGUUGUAUUGCUCAUGAUGAAUUGAAAACUACAUGCUGCCUCAACAAUUUAUGGUGCAGCUUUCGUUGAGGUUGAUGUUGUUUUGAUGUAGGUCGCGAUUAUCUUCUUCGAAUCAUGUCGAGUUGUAUAAUUAGGAUUAGGAUUAGCAGUGUGUUGUUCACGUGGCUUCUCUGUUCAUCGUUGUUGUUGUUCUACUUGCUCUUCUCUGUCAUUCUAGUGUCAGUCUUUAUCUUUGUUCCUUAGCUAAUAUGGUUUCGACUUCGGAACAUCCACACUGCCUUCUUGACGUUGAGUCUUCUUUUUCAUCAAAACGUAGUUGAGGUUGCGUGAGAGAGUGUGGUCUCAACCACCUUUUUUGUUGUGUAAUUACAGCAACUAUCAUACGCUCGCCUGAGGACGACUACAACUUCCGCAGUGUUCUACUACAUCAUCCGGGGCGGGUGACCGUCGUGGGCGACAAAGCCUACUCGUUCGACCUUUUUUAGUGGCAGCUCAUAACACCUGAUGAGGAUUGGGUGAGGAAGCCAUUAUUUUCGCUGCUGCGGUUCCGCCUUUUUUUAAGGCCGCCACUAUCAUGAUUCACUUCUUAGGUCCCUAUCAGAUGUUGAGGUUGUUUGACGUGGUAGUUCUCAACCUCGGCUCUCCUGCUCAUUGUGAUGCCAAAUUGUCUUGCUGUUCACUGUGUACUUUAGAUUCCACCAGGUCUUUCACGUGUACUUACAGUAUUAUCACGUUGUAAGAACAGCUUUUUUACUGAGUACUACAACUAGAAGGACUAGGACAGCGUCAUCUUCAACAUUAUCUGUGCAAGAAGUACUUCUACGCGUAAAUAUUCCUCGAGCUGUGAAAAUCUGCACCUCCACCACCUCUAAGAAUCGCUUUGUUCUUCUUUGUUUCUCUUUUACCAAGUAGAAGCAAGAAGAUGCGCGACCCCUUCUUCGCGACAACGCCGGAGCGUCUCCUGAUGCGACCUGACCCCGCAGUCAGGUGGUGUCGGAUCUGCGACAGUGGUCAGUCCGACUGAGCUUCGCGUCUACAGGGGGACGAUAAGGAUUACAAAGGAAGAUGUUGUUUAGUUUUACUAUUGUAGGUAGUUCUAGUUGUUACUGGUAGCAAACCACCACAGCUCAUCAAAGAAGUGAACGUGAAGAUGAAAGGUUAUUUUUGACAAGAAUUAUGAUCAUGACUCAUAUUCGUUUUUGAGAAAUAAGUAAUCAAAGUUCUUGUGGUGGUCGUCGUGGUCGUCAAAAUUUGAAGUUUUACUACAUCAGUCGUACCAAUGAAUACCAAAAGCAACACAGCGACAAAAUGAUCCUGGUCAUCGAUAAGUCAUCCAUUCCGAUUAGCUCAUGAUUAGUAGGAAGUUUUUGAUGAAAUUUUUAUGGUCGUUUUUCCAACAGUUGUAGGUCCUCAUUGUGAAUACUAGUAACUAACAACUAUUUGCUUUUUCCUGCUUUGAAAAGGAAAAUAUGAGUAAUUUUUUGAAAACCGUAGUUGUUUCCAGCAUUUAGUAGAAUAUAGUUGUUAGCACAAGAAUCUUCUAAAUGAAAUAUACUUGCUUGUGUAGAAGUCUUCUGCUUUCUUUCCUAGUAUCCCCGUGAAAUGACUGUCUGGAGUGUAUGACUAAUAUGAUAACGCUAAUACCGGUAUUACCUAAAUGAUCCAGAAUGAUAAAAUGCUGACGUCUUCUGUCGUGUGUGGGUGUCUUAGUGGCUCCCCAGACAGAUUCUCGAUGUGGGUGGCUGCAUCCGAUAGUCUCCUGACUAGAAGCUAAGUAGGAUCUCAGGUAGAUGGCGUGCUCGUUGCAAUUGCAUCGCUUUGAUGUUGUAUAAAAUAUGUUAACUCCUCCUUGAAGAUGUCAGUCUCAGUUGUUACAAUUGAAGUUUGAAUAAAUUUUAGAGAUUUGCUCCUGCACCUGCUCGUAGUUGUCAUCAUCUUGAUCUUCAUCGAAGUAGGAAUAAGAAAGCAGUUAGCUGAUUUAGCUCACUUCUUCAGGCAAAGGCAAACGCAACUCACAUUCUGUACUGCAAAUGUUUUGAAGUUAUCAUAAUCGUUGGUCAAUUAAAUAUUGUUCUUGUAUUUAAUUUAUGAAUUAAUGUGGUCCCACGCCCACCGUUGCCGUUCCAGCCACCGUCGUGUCGGUUGUAAGUAGAGUUUAGGAUUGUCCAUGGAGCAGGUCAUGUUGAAUAGAUAAUCGAAGUCUUGAUGUAGCUACUAGAACAGUUCUAACUUUCAGUUCUAUGACAAGGAGGCUUUCUGUUGAAUACCAAGAGUCGUGUUUUUGGCUCUUCAGCAGCCACCGACGUCUGCUAGUUUUCCUGGUGGGCCCAAACCUUAUCUAACCUAACCUAACCUAACCUAACCCAGUAACAACGAGGGGGGUAUAGCUAUAUUUUUCUAUAUCCGUCUGACACUGGGUGGGGUGGGCGUCCGCAUCAGUUGGAAGAAUUCACCGGUCCGGUUAGUCACUGCUGUUGGUGAAAUAAGUACGAAAAGUUUCUUUCGCAGUGGUUGGUCGAGGCUGUUCUCAGAGGGUUACAACUGAAGAUUGGCUCCGCCUUUCACCAUGCUGCCAUCAGUUUCCAGCACUUCCGCGCCAGCGGGUAUACUUAUUUAUUAUACAAAUUGUUACGAAUAUGAAAUCGCUUUUGCGCUUCUCACUCGAUUGGCCUUAAAUCUGGGGAGUUAUGGCAGUUGUGUCCUGCUGUGGCCUUGGUUGUGGGGGUUGUGUCCUAAGGUAAGGUGUGGAAGUUGUGAGCUAAGUCGUAUGAAGCAGCCUUCGGAAAAAGUCGCGCUUUAUUCUUUGGCCGUUCGAAUUUGAACACCAUGAGACUCCGAAAAAUCGCGUGGGCUUUAUGGUGUUCAAAUUCGAAUAGCCCGAGAGUGGAGCUCGGCCCUUUCGUAUGAUUUCCGUCUGCGCACAACUCGCCACAACUUUCACAACUUCCACAACUUUUUAGAAAACAGCCGCGACAACUUAUGCCACAACUCCCACAACUCUUCAGGGCGCAACUUCCACAACUCUCCGCAGCUUAAUAACAAAGCGCAACUUUUUCGUACAGUUUGGACUUUCACUUUCUAAAAGUGUUCUUGAACUCUGUAUUUCUUUUCACUCAAUACCACCUGAAAGAUAAUCUUCAAUAUUGCAACUUUGAGUACAAGAAAACUAUCGCUUUUUACUUUUCGUUUUUUCAUCUAAAAAACUCUCAGCAGGUACAAUUACAACAAUCUAUCAUCUCCAUGUCCAGGGGCUUUCGCUGCAUAUGAACGCAGUGGAACUCCGAAGCCACCCCAGGAGCAUCUUGUCUUAUCUCGUGGCAAUUUGGGGGAUCACAUUGCUUUUAUUGGUGACGUCCAUGGUUGUGCGGACGAGCUUGAGGAGCUUAUCCGGAGGUUGCCACCACGAACGUCGAUCGUCUACGUUGGAGAUCUCGUUCAUAAAGGUACAAGAACAACUAAUAGUGUUGUGACAGUGACAUGAACAACCUCUUCAUGAUGGAAAUGGAUCUUGAUGUCCUAAUUGAGAGUCUUCAUCCAGGAACUACUUACAACUCAGACGAUCAUCUAUCUUCUUUUUACCUCUAACGUCAAAACUUCAUCUUCAGGUCCGCGCUCUGCGGAUGCAAUCAAAAUAGCGAAAGCAACUGGUCUCUGCGUCCGCGGGAAUCAUGAUGACUCGUUCCUUGCUGCAUACUAUCGGACAGGAAAAUACGAGAAUAAUAUCUCGGAAUACCGUUUCCCAGACCUUCUUCCGCAAGUAACGGAAGAAGAAGCAGCAUGGUUAAGAGACUGUCCGUUGAUGGUAUUUUUAGUUUUUCUUUUUUGAUGCUUUAGAGGUUUACCCAAGUCAAGUCGUGGACGAGGGGACCUAGUGGGCGUUGAAGAAUUUCUAGUCAAGCAAGGGGCCAGAGAUGAACUAGUCAAGCAAGGAUGGACGAGCCAGAGAUGAACACCAGAAUUACGUACUUUCCUUAAGCAUCCAACAUCGAUGACCCUGUUGAUCCUUAACUUCGUCAGAUCUCUUUCCCACAUCUGAACGCUCUGGUUGUGCAUGCUGGUGUCCUACCAGACCGACCCCUGGAGGCACAAAAUCAUGGCGAUCUCUUGUGGAUGCGUGACGUAGAUACAACACGCACUGCAGUUAUGCCGGAUCGACGUGUAUUUCUCAUCAUCAUCCUCGUCAAUAUCAUCGCCCAAGGCCAACAUAUCUUUUAUCCUCGUGGUCGACUAGCAUCGACAUUUUUUUUAUGGAGCAUGGUAUUCUUUACUCACCUACACUUUCGUGAACCUCCAAUCUUCUAAGUAAAACAAAGAGCCCAGGAGGACUCUGGAAAAGUCUACAGAGACUUCCAUAGCAUGGACGAAGGCCUAUGUUGCGGACUGCAGUAUCCGACUACCACUACCUCCAACAGCCGUCACGGAAGAGGAGCUUGCCACAGCUUUGCAUGAAAAUAGUUAUGCUGUUGUCUUGUAGAUUGCUCACGUUCUUGCAUCUACUUACUUGAUCUUCUUUCGCAAGGCGGAAGCGAGGAUCAUGUCAUCAUGUACUUUGACCUAGAGCAUAGGAGCGAAUCGACAACUUUCAAAAACAAUCUCCAACAAUAUCUCUUCAGAGGAGGAAUCAACGCAACUGAAAAUGGACCAUUGCUUGCGAACAAAGUGUCCAUGUUCAACUUUCUUCAUCUAAUUCCGCUGUGGAGCUUCGCCAACAUCGACUGCUUAUUACCAAAACUCAUGGGCAGUGUCCAAGUUGAACUUGUCCGUUCCUGGAGGUGGUCACCCCUACUACCCCUGGCGGCGCCUUAGCACCACCAGUACUUCUGCGGGCUCCUCCAGUCCGGAUCAUUUUCUCUCGCGCCAUUCUUACAACCUUGGACACAUCACACCGCCAAAUGUACUACUUGUUCCGUUUUUAGUCAUGCCUUUUUCAGCGAAAGAGUACAAAGCUAGGAUUACUCGCUUCUAUGUGUUCAAUACAAGAAUCAGUAGGAAAUGAUAUGACAUGCAGAAUAUCGUAUGAAGAUGUUGUUCAUGUUCUCAUCAUCAAGCGCUACUUACUUUGAAGACGGGAGUUUAGAUUUGACUGAGACUGAUCAAACUACACCAGACUCCUGUAAACUGGCGAGAUGGUCUGCGUUGGUCUGGUGCAGCGAGUCGUAGCAGCAGCACAGCAACUAGCCGUAAUCGCCCUGCCUCUCCCGGGUCCGCACCAAGACCACCUGUUUGCCUGUUUCCCACGCCAGCACACCAGCGGCCAGCGCGGCCGUCUGCUGUACUCAGCGCAGCAGUCGGAGGCGUCGGAAAUGGCAAUAGCGGAGCGAGCGUCCCGAUGUUCGGUAUCGAGCAGACUCACCCUUCUCUCGGUUUACAGAACUCAUCUGAAUUAGUGCCUGUCCAACGGGACCCGGAUGUAACUAGUACAAUUGAACAAGAAGUAGGUGUAGCUGUAAUUGGUGUUACCUGCUCAUCAGCACCAGAACAAUUACUAGUAGCACCAAGACGAGGUCGAGGACGAGCCGAUCCUGAUUCAGCUUCACCUCCAUCUGUAGCUGAUGACAUCCACCACAUUGGUAAACAUACAAAUCCAAUAGAAGGCCAAGGCGAAGAUGAGGUCCAUGAUCUUGAUCUUGUACAACAACUUCUCGGAGGUGAAGGUUGCCAACUACCACAUCAACAUCACGAGCUUCCACCACAUGUGAUUUUUGGGCACGACGCAGUCCGAAAGUUGCAGGAAGCUGAAUUUGCCACCGGUCUCGAUACCGGUGCCUGCUAUGGCGGUUUCCUCACGGCCCUCCUCGUGUCCGCUGACAAUUUUGCUGAUCGUCGAUUUGUUCAAGUACAAGCGAAGCGAGCAUAUGCACCAAAACUACUACAACAACAGAAUCUUCAAGGCGGUAAAGACAAGCGACAAGGCCCUCCGAGUGGCGAAGUCUCAGCUUAUUCAUCUGCAGAUGAUAAGGUACCACAAGUACGACAAGCACAAGCUUUCUCAGCAAAACAAGACAAGAUUACGACUGCUCCUAGCACGACCACUGCUGCUCCUCUUUUUUCGUCUGCACUAGGACCACGACCACCAGAUGAGAUGGCCAGUGCUCGCUAUCCAAUCGACCGCUUUCUUUGGGAUCCAGAAAAAGAAACAUGGUCGGCCUCGGCAGGUUCACGAACAUCUGCGGAAGACGUGAACAUGUAG
Molecule: messenger RNA, 6393 nt
Organism: Amoebophrya sp. A25
Lineage: Eukaryota; Dinophyceae; Syndiniales; Amoebophryaceae
Source: the annotation of a GenBank genome assembly